Molecule: messenger RNA, 1094 nt
Organism: Lytechinus variegatus (green sea urchin)
Lineage: Eukaryota; Metazoa; Echinodermata; Echinoidea; Temnopleuroida; Toxopneustidae
Product: piggyBac transposable element-derived protein 4-like
Exons: 2
Coding region: 44-823 (259 amino acids)
Source: RefSeq, a predicted model, not a curated record
AAUAGGUCUCAACUGGACGGAUGACCCAAAGCAAGCUCCGCAGAUGUUUGACUUUACAGGAUCACCAGGUGUGAACCCAGAGUCUGGGUUGAAUGAACACUCUUCACCACUCGAUUGUUACUUCAAAUUUGUGUCACCAGAAACGUUUGAAGACAUUGCAGAGGAAAGCAACAAGUAUGCAAGAUCUGUUCUAGCUGCCAAUCCACCCUCUCCAUCAUCCCCUGCGAGAAAGUGGACUCCUACUUCUGGAGGUGAACUGAUGGUCUUCUGGGCUCUUUGCAUGCUCAUGGGUGUUGUUGGAAAACCAGCUACCCACCUAAACUGGUCAACUCGGCGUAUACUUCUCACUCCGUUCUUCGCACUAACGAUGGCAAGGGAUCGAUUCAUAUUACUUCUUCGUUUCCUUCAUUUCAACGACAGUACGACAGCCAAACCACGAGACGAUCCGGAUUUCGAUCCCCUUCACAAGCUCCGUCCAUUCUACGACAAAGUCACAACUGCUUUCCACACCGUCUUCACCCUUUUCCGCUCCAUUUCUGUUGAUGAGGCCCUAAUCCGUUUCUACGGCCGUCUUAUAUUUAAGACCUUCAAUCCCCGGAAGCCUGCAAAGUACGGGAUGAAAGCGUACAAAAUUUGUGAUGUAUCAGGGUACACUUGGAAGUUUAAGCUGUAUACAGGACGUACUGGUGGUGAAACCAUUCUUGAACUUGUGAUGUCGAUGAUGGCAGGUCUCCUUGACAAAGAAUACCAUUUGUUUAUGGAUUCUUCCCCGUCACUUUUUUGGCACUCUUUAAAAGGAAAACUCAUGCUUGUGGAACAGUAAGAAUUAACCGGAUAAACAUGCCUAAAGACAUGAAAGCAAACAGGAUGAAGAAGGGAGACUCAUUAUGGAAACGGAGUAAAGAACUUCUUUGUAUGUUGCGGAAAGACAAGCGAGAUGUGACAAUGCUUUCGACCAUGCACACCGAUGAAUUCCAACCCACCGGCAAGAAAGACCGCGCGACUGGAGAGGACAUUCACAAACCAGAAGUAGUCUUGCAUUGGACUACAAUCGAUAUAUGGGAGGUGUCGAUUUGUCCGAUUACCUUACCGGU